GAGCGCGUGGCCCUGCGCCCCACCGCCACACCGCACGCGACUGAAUGGGAUAUUAACACCCAGUACACACCUACACACACCACGCCAACCCACGGACAGGAUACACGCACACACUCCCGUGCAAAAACGGUGGCACCAAAAUGGAGCUGGAGCAUUUUGAUGGGCGUGACAGAGGUCAGAGGUCAAGGCGAGGGCUGCCCCCGAGCCCAGCUCACAGUGCCCACUGCAGUCUGGGUCGCGCACGCACACUCCAAGCCCUCAGCUCUGAGAAGAAAGCCAAGAAAGUGCGUUUUUACCGCAACGGUGACCGACACUUCAAAGGCAUCGUGUAUGCAAUCUCUCGGGACAGAUUCAGGUCUUUUGAUGCUCUUCUUGCUGAUCUAACACGAUGCCUGUGUGACAGCCUCAACCUUCCACACGGCGUCCGCACUUUAUUCACAAUCGACGGAUCUGCCAAGAUUACCAGCCUGGAGCAGCUGGAGGAAGGUGAGAGUUACGUCUGUGUAUCAAUAGAACCGUUUAAGAAACUUGACUACACCAAGAACGUCAAUCCCAACUGGUCAGUCAACGUGAAGACUUUGGCAUCUUCUCGGGUACCCACCUCACUGGCCAGUGCCAAAUCCAGCUCACUGGAAACCAAGGAAAGCAAAGACUUUAUCAGGCCCAAGCUGGUGACCAUCAUCAGAAGCGGCGUGAAGCCUCGCAAAGCCGUCCGUAUUCUCCUCAACAAGAAGACGGCACACACUUUUGAGCAAGUUCUCAGUGAUGUCACGGAUGCCAUCAAGCUCGACACGGGGGCUGUGAAGAGACUCUACACGGUGGACGGCAAAAUGCUGACGUGUCUGCAGGACUUCUUCGGGGAGGAUGACAUAUUCAUUGCAUGUGGACCAGAAAAGUUCCGUUACCAGGAUGACUUCCUGCUGGAUGAGAGCGAAUGCAGGAUGACGAAAUCGCAGUCUUACGGGAGGCUCUCGUCUCUGCAGGGUCGCUGUUCUCCUCGCAGUGGAGCUGGCUCAUACAGAAGCAAGUCUCCGGUUUCUAACAGCUCAGCUAAUGGAACAGCAGGCAGUCAACUGUCUACGCCUCGCUCAGGCAAGUCCCCGAGUCCGUCUCCCACCAGUCCGGCCAGCCUCAGGAGACGGCGGAGCUCACAACACAGCGGCUCGUCUCUCUCUCUGGCUUCUACUAAAGUGUGCAGUUCCAUGGAUGAAGGUGACGGUCCUGCUAGUGAAGCUGAAGUGGUGGAGGAAGGCCCUCAGGUUCCUGCCUCUAUAACUGAGAGAUACAAGGUGGGGAGGAUGAUUGGAGACGGAAACUUUGCGGUGGUGAGAGAGUGCGUGGAGAGAUCCACGGGCCGAGAGUACGCGCUCAAAAUCAUCAACAAGGGCAAAUGCAGAGGCAAGGAACAUAUGAUCCAGAAUGAGGUGUCUAUUCUGAGGAGGGUGAAACACCCCAACAUAGUCCUGCUGAUCGAGGAGAUGGACACCUACAGUGAACUCUACCUGGUCAUGGAGCUGGUCAAGGGUGGCGACCUCUUUGAUGCGAUCACAUCCACAAAUAAGUAUACGGAGCGGGACGCCAGCGGGAUGCUGUACAACCUGGCGAGCGCUAUCAAGUACCUGCACAGCCUAAACGUAGUGCACAGAGACAUCAAACCUGAGAACCUUCUGGUCUAUGAGCACCAGGAUGGCAGUAAGUCUCUGAAGCUGGGUGACUUUGGCUUGGCCACGGUGGUAGAUGGACCUUUGUACACCGUGUGUGGCACCCCGACAUACGUAGCUCCAGAAAUCAUUGCAGAGAGUGGGUACGGCCUGAAGGUGGACAUCUGGGCGGCUGGUGUCAUUACUUACAUCCUGCUCUGCGGCUUUCCUCCUUUCCGUGGGAGCAGCGAAGAUCAGGAGGCUAUGUUUGAUCAGAUUCUCACAGGACAGCUGGAUUUUCCUCUGCCAUACUGGGACAACGUGUCCGAUUCUGCGAAGGAUCUCAUCACGUGUAUGCUGCAGGUGGAUGUCGAGCAGAGAUACACGGCUCUGCAUGUUUUAGAUCAUCCGUGGGUCAACGACGACGGCUUGUCUGAGAACGAGCAUCAGCUGUCAGUGGCUGGAAAAAUCAAGAAGCACUUCAUCACAGGCUCCAAGUCCAGCAGCACAAAACCUGGCGUCUCUGUUAUAACAACCACCGCUCUUGAUAAGGAGAGGCAGAUUUUCAGACGAAGACGCCACCAGGAUGUGAAGUCCACCACCACUCACCCUUCACACAGCAGCUUCCUGUCGAAGCCUCUAGCCGGCCCCAGCCUCUCCCCUGCAGAGUUCACCUCCGAGUCCGAGGACUUCUCGCCCAGCUCCGCCGAGACCGUGCGCUCCCCAACCUCACCGUUCUAACCUAAAAUCUCUCUCCUACACACACACACACACACACACACACACACACACACACACACCGUUACCCCGAACAGGGUCUGAGUAUCAACCUAACAUGAGACAAGAUAUAAAGAAAAGCUCUCAUUUGCAUGUUUUGAUCUGGAACACUUCCUGUAUUCAUAAUGCAUUUGAAAUAUACUAAAAUAAUCUUUAACUGUAUGUAACAUACAUAAAUACCUAAAUUCCUACACAAUACAUGCUCAUAACGCAUUAUUAAGCAAUAUAACGAGACUUAAAGAUAACAUGAGGUUAAAAGCAAGCCUGUUUUAACAAAGUUCUUCUAUUUGAUCCAUUCUAUUUUUUUUAUUCAUUUAUUGUUACUAUUCAAGUUGAGGAAUAUCUCAGAGUUAAGACAAACAUCCAGCUUGUCAUGUUACAUAGAAAUUUAAUGGUCAGAACCAUCAUCAGAUCUGCUCUGGUAGAAAAAUAUAAUCUGAUCAUUUCUAAUCAAAACUCGACUCAAGAAUUCAAGAUUGGAGCUUUAUUGCUCACGUACACAGUUAUAUACAUCUUGCAAUAAUAGAAUGGAAACCUGGCUUGUUCCUAAUAAGACUGCGAAUAUAAAGAGAAAGAUGAAAUAAUAUUUAUUUCUUUUUUAGGAAGGUGAACAUUUAAAAUGAUUCUUUUUCUGUAUAAAUGUCAUCGGUUUCUUAAAGUUCUUAUGAACAGAUUUUAUAUUGCCUCAUUUUAUAAUUUUUUUUUUUUUUUUUUUACUUUUUUUUUAUGGUCUGCUUGUAUCUAAAAAUAUUCCAGAGCAGACUUUCAUUAUUCAGUAUAAAGGUAUUAUGCAUGCUACGCAAGCAUUUGUAAUGCAUUAUGAAUACAGGAUGAAUUUAAAGGUGUUACUGGUCUGUUUUAAACUUGAUAUAAUUAUUAGUGUAGGUGGAAACUUGUGGAGAGUUCAGAAUAAUUUACUCCCAUUGCAAUUUGUACAAACUUGGUGUAUUUAAAAGAAGCACAACGGCUCCUUCGGUCGAAAUUAGCUCCUGAAGAAACAACGGCGUAAUCGUUUUCCAGGUUUUUACAAAGUUUUCCCGGAAAAAAAGUACUAAACUGAGUAAAAGCUCUGUGUUGGUGAAGCACAUGUUCUUUUGUUCUCUACAUACAGUAUAGGCUUUGUCCCAUUUCCCAAAGCUUUUCAUGCGCCCUCU
Tachysurus vachellii is the source of this 3571-nucleotide messenger RNA. RefSeq names its product doublecortin-like kinase 1b (gene dclk1b). NCBI's taxonomy places the organism in Eukaryota, Metazoa, Chordata, Actinopteri, Siluriformes, Bagridae. Gene Ontology annotation, biological process: protein phosphorylation; intracellular signal transduction. The coding region runs from base 141 to 2381 and encodes 746 amino acids. The transcript is spliced from 16 exons. The record is from RefSeq and is a predicted model, not a curated record. Gene Ontology annotation, molecular function: protein kinase activity; ATP binding.